AUGACUAAAGAACACGCUAAUUGGUCUCCAUAUGACAACAAUGGAGGAUCUUGUGUUGCUGUUGUCGGAUCAGACUACCGUGUGAUUGCAGCAGAUACGAGGAUGUCCUUUGGUUACAACAUCCUCACUCGUGAUUACUCCAAAAUCUCCCACUUAGCUGAGAAAUGUGUUAUGGCUUCUUCUGGUUUUCAAGCUGAUGUGAAGGCUUUGCAGAAGGUUUUGUCUGCUAGACAUUUGACAUAUCAGCACCAACACAACAAGCAAAUGAGCUGCCCUGCAAUGGCUCAGUUGCUUUCAGACACACUUUAUUACAAACGCUCCUUUCCUUAUUAUUCUUUCAAUGUGUUGGGCGGCCUUGACAGUGAAGGAAAGGGACGUGUCUUCACAUAUGAUGCUGUUGGGUCCUAUGAGAGGGUGGGAUAUAGCUCUCAGAGUUCUGGAUCAACUCUCAUUAUGCCUUUUCUUGAUAACCAACUGAAGUCCCCCAGCCCACUCCUUUUGCCUGCUCAGGAUGCUGUUACUCCAUUGUCUGAAACAGAAGCAGUCGAUCUGGUCAAAACUGUUUUUGCACCUGCAUCUGAGAGAGAUAUAUACACUGGGGAUAGAGUUGAAAUUGUCAUCUUAAACGCCAGUGGUAUUCAUCGUGAAUUUUUGGAAAGAUUGACAUUUAUGUUCAUGAUAGACUUGUACUUGAAUUUAAGAGAUAGUGCCAAGGUCCUGUCAAGAAAAAGAUCUCUGGUAGCGCAUUACCUGAAAAGAAGCUCUUGA
This is a messenger RNA of Lathyrus sativus (Indian pea), 768 nucleotides long. Lineage: Eukaryota; Viridiplantae; Streptophyta; Magnoliopsida; Fabales; Fabaceae. The record is from the annotation of a GenBank genome assembly.